AUGGCAGUAAAAAAAAGCGAUGAUAUUCUUAUCAUUGGUGCGGGCGUGUUCGGCCUUUCAACCGCCCUCGAGUUGACGAAGAGAGGAUAUACCAAAAUCACUGUGCUCGAUCGCCACGUUCCUCCAGUCGUUGAUGGAAGCAGUGUCGACAUCUCGCGCAUCAUUCGCGCUGACUAUGCCCACCCUGUUUACGCCCAGAUGGCUCUAGAAGCCUAUAAGGGCUGGACUAGCACUUAUUCAGGCUUCUACCACGAGUCGGGCUUCAUCUUGCUUUCCGAAACGCCUGAGAAUCCAUACCUCGAGGGGUCGAAGCAAAACAUCCUCGCCAAAGGCGGCUAUGUCGAUGAGUUCUCCAACAUCAGCGAGAUGAGCAGCAUUUACCCGAGCAUAGAAGCCGACCUUCCUUCCUCGUCAGGCUACCACAACCCCGUGGGGGGCUGGGCAGAUGCAGCAGGAGUUUCCUUCAUAACCGGUCCCAGGGGAACAGUGGACUCCCUACGUCAUUCCUCGAAUCGUGUCGUUGGCGUCAAUCUCGCAGAUGGAACACACCUCCUCGCAUCCCAGGUCAUCCUCGCCACGGGAGCAUGGUCAAAUCGCCUCCUCGACCUAUCCCAGACAGCCUCCUCCUCUGGCCAACCUGUCGGCUUCAUCCAACUCACGCCCGCAGAAGCCUCCAAAUUUGCCCAAACCCCGGUGAUGAUAAACAUGACAACCGGCGUGUUCCCCUUCCCACCUACCCCUGGAACAAACAUUCUCAAACUCGCUCGCCACGGCUAUGGCUACGCGACUGAAGCCCCCUCCGAAGCAACAGGGCGUUUGGUCUCUGGCCCCAGACGCAAUUCCAGCAACGUAGCGUCUGGGUACCUUCCCGACGAUGCGGACGCUGCUCUACGCGAUGGACUGCGUCAGCUUUUCCCCAGCCUGGGCGAUCGCCCUUGGUCGAAUCGGAGACUUUGCUGGUACACGGAUACACCGACCGGAGACUUUAUUAUUGAUCGUCAUCCUGUAAUGGAUGGUUUAUUUGUUGCUACAGGCGGUGCUGGACAUGCGUUCAAAUUCCUCCCCAUCCUUGGGAAGUACGUUGCGGAUUGCUUUGAGAACCGCGCUUCUAGAGAGAUUCGUCAGAAAUGGAAGUUGAAGCCACCGACAAAGGAGUCGGGGCCUGUUGUUAUGGCUGGGGAUGGGAGCCGUGGAGGACCUCCUCUUCGGAUGUUGUCGGUGUUGGAGCAGUCUAAACUGUAA
Penicillium crustosum is the source of this 1242-nucleotide messenger RNA. Its product is annotated as NAD(P)/FAD-dependent oxidoreductase. The coding region runs from base 1 to 1242 and encodes 413 amino acids. The record is from RefSeq and is a predicted model, not a curated record. The transcript has 3 exons. Lineage: Eukaryota; Fungi; Ascomycota; Eurotiomycetes; Eurotiales; Aspergillaceae. Gene Ontology annotation, molecular function: sarcosine oxidase activity; flavin adenine dinucleotide binding; proline dehydrogenase activity.